GUAUUAUGUGAUGAAACCAAAUUUCCAACUAACGAAGAACGAAAACUUGAGCGAGGGAAAAAUAUCAUAAAGAAAUUAAUUAGUGCAACGACCUUGUUUCAGGCAAAUAAUAUGCAAUAUUGACAAUAAGUGGUGAAAAAUAGUUAAAUACACAGUAUUAUCCUCAUGUACUCGUUACAAUACAAAAGUAAAUUUAAAAAAUGCUGUUUUAUGAGUUGGUAAAUCUCAUGUAAUCCUAGGACCUAGGGGAUAUAACAACCGAUAAAUGACUUGGCUAAAUUGUUCGGAUAACAGUACACAUAACAGUCUGCAUUUCCGACACGUGCUCUUUACAUGCCACCUGAACAUUGUUAAACAUUAACGAGCAUUGUAGAAAACCGGUAUAAACUAAACAAAGUCGGCAGAAAUGCGAAGUCAUUCUGUUAGGCGUUAACAAAAGUCUGUUAGGUUUGAAGAUUUCUCCAUUUACACUUGAAAAGCAAUCGGUAGCUAUGGAAUUGGUAACACUGAAUACUGGAGCAAAAUUGCCUAUACUUGGCUUUGGUACAUACGCCGGGGAAGCUGAAGAAGGAGAAAUUCGGCGGGCAGUUGAAACUGCAAUUGACGUGGGAUACCGACACUUUGACUGCGCUUACGUAUAUGGCAACGAAGCAGAGGUUGGGGACGCAUUUCAGAACAAAAUUAAGGAUGGAACCGUUAGGAGAGAGGAUUUGUUCAUUACAACAAAAGUUUGGCCAACGUAUUAUCGAAACGUAAAGGAGUGUUUCGAUGAAAGCUUGCGGAGACUAAAGCUAGAAUACGUGGAUCUCUAUUUGGUUCACUGGCCAUUUGCUUUCAAAUCUACUUUUCCAGCAGGCAGUAUCUAUUGUCCAUUAGACGAGAACGGAAAAGUUUUGUUUGACGACGACGUGCACUAUUUGGAUGUUUGGAAACAGCUUGAAAAACUGAAAACAGCUGGACUCGCCAAAGCAAUUGGUGUAUCUAAUUUCAACGAAUAUCAGAUAAAUCGUCUGCUUAAUGAGGCUACCAUCCCUCCAGCCGUGAAUCAAUAUGAAAUCCAUCCCUAUUUGGCGCAAGAAAAGCUCUUACAAUACUGUAAAUCGAAAAACAUUGCAGUCACAGGUUUUAGUCCGUUUGGAGCACCGAACCGCUCGUGGCAAAUCGCUGGGGAACCUAAAUUGUUCGAAGACCCAAAGUUGAUGAAAAUUGCGAAGAAGCAUGGCAAAAGUGUUGCUCAAGUUAUACUACGAUUUCAAAUUCAACGUGGUGUUAUAGUUAUUCCGAAGAGUUCUAAUCCUGUUCGAUUGAAGUCUAAUUUAGACGUUUUCGAUUUCAAAUUGGACGACGAUGAUAUGGGUGAAAUACGCUCCUUGGAUAAAAAUCUCAGAUAUAGUCUGCCAGCCUACAGUACAGGCAAAUAUUCAGCUUUCAGAGAAAAUUAUUCAGAAUAAACUUGAUAAAACAUAAAAUGUUAAGACAUUUGUACAUGAGCGAUCUUAUUGUAGCCUUGCUUGACUUUGCACUGUAAUAUUUCUUAAAUAAAAUGUAUGCAGAAAAAUAAAGUGUUAUUGAGAAAUGCAAGGGCAACACUGUUAAUUAUAUUUGUCGUUUGAUAAUUUUAUCGAAAACGCAGUCAAAACGCAGUCAGUUAUCACUUGCUCAAAAGCUGAUUAGCUUGAAUAUUAAUUAUGCUAAUAAGAAUAGUUUUCUCUCGUAUUUUGUCACCUUGAAUAUGAUAGUAUUCACUGUUGGGUGAAUCAUAAGCGUAUCAUUGUUGUCUACCUAAUCGUCUUUUGAAAUAGUCAAAAGUAGAGCCCAAAUCGUUAUUUGAUUGGCCUCCGCCGCAGGGUGUUUAUUGGGCUGCCAUUUAGACAUUGGGUUUAUUUUAUGGGUUACUGCCACUUUUCACUACCAAUCAAGUGCAAUGAUUUUUAUAAUAAAUUGUUCGUUUUCUAUCCUGAAUUAAAACUUAAAUUAUGAUAA
Styela clava is the source of this 1983-nucleotide messenger RNA. NCBI's taxonomy places the organism in Eukaryota, Metazoa, Chordata, Ascidiacea, Stolidobranchia, Styelidae. The record is from RefSeq and is a predicted model, not a curated record.